This is a messenger RNA of Prunus persica (peach), 1923 nucleotides long. RefSeq names its product calnexin homolog 1. The transcript is spliced from 6 exons. NCBI's taxonomy places the organism in Eukaryota, Viridiplantae, Streptophyta, Magnoliopsida, Rosales, Rosaceae. Gene Ontology annotation, molecular function: calcium ion binding. Bases 65 to 1690 code for a protein of 541 amino acids. Gene Ontology annotation, biological process: protein folding. Gene Ontology annotation, cellular component: endoplasmic reticulum membrane; endoplasmic reticulum. The record is from RefSeq and is a predicted model, not a curated record.
ACUCAGUAUCGAGAAAGUUGUCAAGGAACUCGAAAGAGCGAGAGAGAGAAACAGAGAGAUAAAGAUGGUUAGGGUUCGCGCUGGUGUCGUUCCGGUGCUGUUUCUGCUCGUAGCUUGCUUUUCAUUUCAGCAGUUAUUUGCUUCCGACGAUACGGUCUUUUACGACUCAUUUGAUGAAACAUUUGAAGGUCGCUGGACCGUUUCUAGCAAAGAUGACUACCAAGGUGUGUGGACUCAUUCAAAGAGUGAGGGACAUGAGGAUUAUGGCCUUCUUGUGAGUGAGAAGGCUAAGAAGUACGCAAUAGUGAGGGAGCUUGAGAAGCCUGUGAGUCUGAAGGAUGGAACUGUCGUCCUCCAAUUUGAGACUCGUCUCCAAAACGGGCUUGAAUGUGGUGGUGCCUAUCUGAAAUACCUUCGACCGCAGGAGGCUGGAUGGGAACCUAAGAUAUUCGACAAUGAGUCUCCUUAUUCGAUCAUGUUUGGACCUGACAAAUGUGGACUCACAAACAAGGUUCACUUUAUUUUUAAGCAUAAGAAUCCCAAGACCGGAGAGUACGUUGAGCACCAUCUGACGACCCCUCCCUCUGUUCCAUCUGACAAACUUUCUCAUGUGUACACUGCCAUUCUGAAACCUGACAAUGAGUUGCGAAUUCUAGUUGAUGGGGAGGAGAAGAGGAAGGCGAAUUUCCUAUCAGCUGAUGAUUUUAUGCCUCCUCUUAUUCCUACCAAGACAAUUCCUGAUCCAGAAGAUAAGAAGCCUGAGGAUUGGGAUGAGAGAGCCAAAAUCCCAGACCCUAAUGCUGUAAAGCCAGAGGACUGGGACGAGGAUGCACCCCUUGAAAUUGUAGAUGAAGAAGCAGAGAAACCUGAAGGAUGGUUGGAUGAUGAGCCUGAGGAGAUAGAUGAUCCUGAUGCCACAAAACCAGAAGAUUGGGAUGAUGAGGAGGAUGGUGAAUUUGAAGCCCCAAAGAUCGAAAACCCAAAGUGUGUGACAGCCCCUGGUUGUGGUGAAUGGAAGAGGCCAAUGAAGAGAAAUCCAGCUUACAAGGGAAAAUGGCAUGCCCCACUCAUCGACAACCCUAAUUACAAGGGUAUCUGGAAGCCUCAGGAGAUUCCAAACCCCAGUUACUUUGAAGCCGACCAACCAGACUUUGAGCCUGUAGCUGCUGUUGGCAUUGAGAUUUGGACAAUGCAAGAUGGAAUAUUGUUCGACAACAUUUUGAUCACAAAAGAUGAGAAAGUUGCAGAAACAUACCGGGAAACCACCUGGAAACCAAAAUUUGAAGUUGAGAAAGAGAAACAAAAGGAUGAGGAAGAUGUUCAGGGUUCAGAAGGGUUCCUCUCCAGCUUCCAGAAGAAAGUAUUUGACCUCCUAUACACCGUAGCUGAUAUUCCCUUCUUAAGUGCCCACAAGUCUAAGAUAAUUGAUCUCAUUGAAAAGGCAGAGCAACAACCGAAUCUCACCGUUGGCAUCAUUGUCUCUAUUGCGGUGAUCAUCUUCACAGUAUUUAUCAAGCUACUCUUUGGUGGGAAGAAACCUGCAAUAGUUGAGAAGAAAACCACUGGAACCGCCGAUGCUUCUAGCAGUGAGGAAAAGGAAGAAGAGAAGGAGAAGGAAGGUACUUCCUCUGAGAACGAGAAGGAAACAGCUGCUGCUCCCCGCCGAAGGACAGUAAGGCGUGAAAACUGAAGUGAGAAGAGGGAAAGCUACUGAUUACAAUCUUCACUUCCUUUAUCAUCAAAUUUUGAGCCUAGUUGUUUUUGUGUAGGUCAUUCUUGAAUGUCGGAAUUUUUUUCUUUUGCCUUUUUUAGCCUUUGUGUUGAAACAGUUAAUGUAUCAGGAGUGUAAUUGACAGAUCUAUUAAGCUGUGAUACUUCAUUUCCAGAUUUCUAUGACAGCAGGUGAUAUUGUUAUUGUAGUUC